This is a messenger RNA of Durotheca rogersii, 1557 nucleotides long. RefSeq names its product C-4 sterol methyl oxidase. Bases 271 to 1188 code for a protein of 305 amino acids. Gene Ontology annotation, biological process: ergosterol biosynthetic process. The record is from RefSeq and is a predicted model, not a curated record. Gene Ontology annotation, molecular function: iron ion binding; C-4 methylsterol oxidase activity. The transcript has 4 exons. NCBI's taxonomy places the organism in Eukaryota, Fungi, Ascomycota, Sordariomycetes, Xylariales, Xylariaceae.
CCCCUAAAACCAACCAACGUCUAAUCUCCUGUGUCUUUCUCCUUAUCGCUUCCACCGCCCUUCUUUUAUUUGAUCUGGAACAAAUACUGAUCAAUUUCUUCCUCUUUUUUUCUUCCCUCGCCCUAGAUUCCGCUGUCGGUACAGCUCCUCUCAACCCUCUCCCCUCGUCGGCCUGUCUACUCUACCGAGCAACAGAUAACGGGAAUCCCGGGGAAAGAAUCAAAGAACCCCCCCCCGCCGCCAUCUACUCCGACACUGCCGCCAACCACCAUGGCCACUAUGAAUGCCACCCUCGCCGGGGCUUUCAGCCAUCCCGAUUCCUAUCUCAGCGUCUUCGAGGAAGUUUCCAAGUACAACGUCCAACUCAAUGUCCUCGAGCGGCUGUGGGCUGCCUGGUACCUAUGGAUGCAGAAUGACACGCUGGCGACCGGCAUCAUGAGCUUCGUCAUGCACGAAGUCGUCUACUUCGGUCGAUGCAUCCCUUACAUGGUCCUCGACUGCAUCCCCUACUUUAACAAGUACAAGAUCCAAAAUCAAAAAAUCCCCACCUGGAAAGAGCAGUGGGAAUGUGCUGCCUUGGUGUUCCUGAGCCACGUCACUGUCGAGCUGCCCCAGAUUUGGCUCUUCCAUCCCAUCGCGACCUACUUCGGCAUGGAGUUCAGCGUUCCCUUCCCCAAGGUCCAGACCAUGGCCCUGCAAAUCGCCGUCUUCUUCGUCAUGGAAGAUGCGUGGCAUUACUGGCUCCACCGUGCCCUACACUACGGCCCUCUCUACAAGAUGAUCCACAAGCUCCACCACACCUACUCGGCUCCCUUUGGCCUCGCUGCCGAGUACGCGUCGCCGAUAGAAACUAUGCUUCUGGCCCUAGGGACGAUUGGAGGCCCCAUCCUCUGGGUCACCGUCACUGGCGACCUCCACCUAUUCACCAUGUACGUGUGGAUUGUCGGCCGUCUCUUUCAGGCUAUCGAUUCCCACAGUGGAUACGACUUCCCGUGGAGCUUGCGACAUUUCUUCCCCUUCUGGGCCGGCGCAGCUCACCACGACAUUCACCACGAGAAGUUCAUCGGCAACUACGCAUCGAGCUUUACCUGGUGGGACUGGAUGCUCGAUACUGAGUCCGGGCCUGAGGCUGCUAAGCGUCGCCGCGAGCGGAAGCUGAAGAACCUCAAGGCCAAGAAGGCCGAGUAGAAAUUCCGGUUACUUCGGGUUGGAAACACCAACUAGGGCCUACAUUGGGCGGGCGGGUUGAAUAACAUCUCGCCGGUCCUGGCCAUUUGCUCCUAGUUAUCAGGAAUGCUGGUCACUGAGUAAGGAGAAAUUUGGCCGUCGUCUGAUCGCGCGGAUGCGCAUCUAGAGUGACGUGGGGGCAAUUUGUUGCGCUGAUCGUGGCGGUCAUUGGUGCCAUAGACGGUUGGGUAGGCCAGCUCGUACACACCAUAUAAUGUUGACGAAGAGAAGAAAACAAAUACCUAUCAUAGACUAAUAGCAAGCUCUGCAUCCGUCACUGGAGCCCGAGUAAUUCCACGAAUAGCAUUCAUGAUCACGUUUUUCCGCAGU